UUGACACAUGACAUUGAUAUUUUAUUUGAAUUGUCAAGGUCGGUUUCGUGAAAUUGCUUAAAUGAACUAAAUUUAAAAUAAAUAUGGAAACUCUUUGCUUAAUAUGUUUAAGUAACGAUCGUAAAUUGUUUUUUAUAUCGACACCAUUGGCGGGAAUAAUGAGAAUGAUACUACCAGAAAUUGAAGUAUCGAAAUUAUGUUGGGAGUGUUUAGCAAGUUUGAAACAUUUAUUAAAAUUAAGAAAAAGAGCAUUGAACUCGAAACAGAUAUUGGAUAUACAUUUUAAGGUUAAUAAUCCACCUAUGCUCCAAAGCAGUUCCAAUUUGGGUACUUGUUACAUAUUUACAUUUUCACUUGGUGAUCAUUUUAUUGAAGAAAAUAAAUUUACCAAAAAUAUAGAAUCAAAAUUAUCUGGCAACACUGAAUUAAAAAAUAACACAGAAGGCAAAGGUAUUGAUUUAGGUUUGUCCAAAAAUACUUUGGUCAAAGACAAUAAAUCUGUUAAGAAGUCAAAGAGUAUAGUUAAGAGUAGAAAAAAGAAGAAAGUAAGAAGUCAAAAGAAAGUAAUAUCAAACAAAGAAUAUAGUUGCAGUGAAUGUAAGGAAAAGUUUGAAAGCCGAGGUAAAUAUGAAUACCAUAGACAGAAGCACAGAGGUAGAGUUAAAUGUUUAGAGUGUAAUAGAGACUUCUCUAGCCGCAGUUCUCUGUCUACCCACAAUACUAUAGUACAUUCAACAACUCCUACAGAUAAUAUUUUCAGGCACUAUUGUCAGCCGUGUGAUAAAUUCUUUAAAACAAGUUGUAGUUAUAACAAACAUAUACGUAUUUCAUCAAGACAUAUAGAUCCACAAUUAUUACGUUAUUGCUGUCCCACUUGCGGCAAAGGAUUUUUAACAUGUGAAGAAAGAGAUAGACACAAUGAGAUGAUACAUCUUCAAAAGAACAGACUACAAUGUACAAGAUGUCCGAGAAAGUAUUGCAGUGUUCGUGCAUUGCGGUGUCAUAUGAGACGCCAUAUUGGUGGUAUCACAAAACGUGACUAUAUGUGUGAAAUAUGUGGCAUUGGUUUCAAAACUAGUCAAGUAUUAAAGGGACAUCAAAAAGUACACGAAAAAGUGAAAUCUCAAGAAAAAUAGUUUUAAUAUAAGUUGAAAAUAA
Molecule: messenger RNA, 1158 nt
Organism: Papilio xuthus (Asian swallowtail)
Lineage: Eukaryota; Metazoa; Arthropoda; Insecta; Lepidoptera; Papilionidae
Product: zinc finger protein 58-like
Exons: 7
Coding region: 84-1136 (350 amino acids)
Biological process (GO): regulation of transcription by RNA polymerase II
Cellular component (GO): nucleus
Molecular function (GO): RNA polymerase II transcription regulatory region sequence-specific DNA binding; DNA-binding transcription factor activity, RNA polymerase II-specific
Source: RefSeq, a predicted model, not a curated record